This is a messenger RNA of Malaclemys terrapin pileata, 3723 nucleotides long. RefSeq names its product canopy FGF signaling regulator 1 (gene CNPY1). Gene Ontology annotation, cellular component: endoplasmic reticulum. The record is from RefSeq and is a predicted model, not a curated record. The coding region runs from base 329 to 670 and encodes 113 amino acids. Lineage: Eukaryota; Metazoa; Chordata; Testudines; Emydidae. The transcript has 4 exons.
AGUGUCUAAAUGUUUCUGCUGAAUUCUUGCUUAAUUCUGAAGGAAAGGGAAUGGACAAAGACAUGGACCAGCUGUUCGAAAAUAAAGCUGAAAUAGUAGAACCUGGGAGAAGUUAAAUUUUGUAAGCUAUUAUUUUCUUCACAAAACCCCUGGGAAGUAUUAAACAGCUGCAUCUGAGUUGACGAACAGCAACUAAGACAGACCAAGUGAAAGCAAAAGACUUUCUAGAACUCUACUUCAACUAAAGAAACAAAGUGACUUAAGAAAUCUUUCAUGGUUAUGUCGAUAAAAUAUCAACUGUAGUCUAUGGUCUCUAUUUAUUUGCUGCAUGGUUCCUUUAGCAAAGUCAGAGACCUACUUAACGGAAGUAUUGGAAAAUAUAUGUGAUAGAAUGAAUGAUUACCAACUGCAAGUGGAUCCUCAAACCCAAAAAAGGACAUUCAAGAGAUUUGCUCCUAGGAAAGAUGAGAAAAUCUAUGCAGAUUUUAAAAAAUUCUAUUUUUAUUCUGAUGCUUACAAACCUUUGAAAUUUGCGUGUGAAAGUAUUAUAGAAGAGUAUGAAGAUGAAAUUUUCUCACUUAUCGCCCAGGAGGCAGACUAUCUAGCUGACAAGCUGUGCAGUGAAAAAUCAGGUCUUUGUGAAGAAUCUGCUACGCACACUGAGCUAUAGCAUCGAUAAACUAUGAAUUUUACAGAGCGAAGUAAGAUGACAACCACAAAAAAAUCUUCCUGUGUAAUCAAAUAGUGAUUCUCUGCCUUUUUUGCCCCUGUAAUAUCUUUUAUUUUUUACAUUGAUAUUUUUAGAUGUGCGUAAGUUCCUGUUUGUUUAAUUUUUUUAUGUUUUCAUAUUAAAAUAUUUAAACUGAAAUUUGCAUGGCUUUGGCAAGGAUCUUAGGUUUAACAUGUAAUUAAUUAUUGACCAUUUCUAUAGGUAAAACAAUUGACAUCUCAAGAUAUUCAUGCCAGGUGUGUUAAUUUUGACAAAACCAAUGUCUGAUUGUAAAAAAAAAAAAAAAAAAAAAAAGGACUAUUUGAGUGUGAAAAUUAUGGCUCUUGUUUAACUGAAACAAAUACCUAAUACAAUUUAAGUAAAUCUGUUAUUGUUCUUGUGCAUUUGUCCUUUGUUAUAACAAAUGGUUGAUUCCAAUGUAUUUCCAAGUAUACAUGAACAAAUUUUACUACAAAAUAGUUUUGAGUACUUUUUAGCUUCAUAUUCUCCCUAUGGAUGAAAGUGAGAAUCUUUCCAAAUAUUUAUCCUUUCCCUUAUAAAUUAUAUAAGCUAAUGAAACACACAUGAUUUCUUUAAAACAAGCCAUUCACUUAAAAUUUCCAACCCUAAGUUUCAGAACUUUAUGUACAAUGAAAAGUUGAACAAACAUUGAAAUAUUUAAUCUGGUGGCAAAGCACUACUGAUGCAUGCUGUAAGUGUUCAGAAAGUCUGCAAUCAAAAGAUAUUAAAAAGUGAUCUUAUUUAACAUUAAUAAUUACUGUAAUGGCAUUCAGAUUUUAAACCAGCUUUUCAAAUGGAGAAAGAUGAAAGUACCCUUAAUAUACUCCACACAGGUAAAAUGCAUCUAGUCAUUUGUUUUUAGUGCAAGGUAUUUACUAACUAACACAAAGUAUUUAUUUAUAUUUCCCAAUAUUUUAUAAUAAAAUUGUCUAGUCCAGUAGCUAUGGGAUAUAUUAAUAAUCUAGCUAUCAAAAUCUUUGUUCACUGUCUGAAAAAUUCUGCUUAAAGUUAUUUGUCUUUGAUUAUUAAAAAUACAUGAGCGCAUUGUGCAGUCGUUCCACACACAGAACACCAAUGGUUGUAAAUUGGAGUUUAGUGUGUGGAAUAUUCCCAAUAGGACUCUGUAUGUGAAUAUUUGGUUAGGUCUCAAAUAUCCUGUGAAAAUAUUAUAUUGAAAGACUGAACAACUUAGUUGUGUUUUAAGAUUAUCAGGAUAGCUCAUCCAAAACAUUAUGAAGGUUCAGUAGAAUGUUCAGAGGAAAAAGAGAUUGGUUUAACCUAAAAAGAGUUCUUAAAAAUUUAUGUCACCAUAGUUGCAAUUUGACUACCAUCUAAGGUAUAUAAACUGACAUACAGUAUUAUGCAAACAAAUCAUGCAUACUGACUAAAAGAAAGUAUUAGUAUGUUGUAUGAUUUAAUGUUCUUUAAAAGUGUUAUACUUUUUUUUUAAAUGUGAAAUAUUUUCUGCCAUCUCCUGUUGACAGUCCAGUGAAAUAGAACAGAUUAGCACGAGUUACAGUUUGAAUACAGCAAAGCAAUAAUACUAUGUAAAAGGGAAACAUUUUCCAUAGUUAAAGAACAUUUCUCAUUUUUCAAUAAUAUAGUUGAACUAUAAGCUUGCAUGUAUAUAUAAACAUUCCAUCGAGAGCAAAAAAGUUACAUUAAACUUUAAACUACAUUUCUAUUACAUUAUUUAACAAACGUGCAAAAUUGGUCAACUUUUACCAAGUGGAGGACAUGAUAAACUGAUUUGCUUAGCAAACACUCUGAAUAUGAACCAUAAACAGUUAGGUUUCCAGUUAGUUUCAUUUAGACUCAUACAGUAGGAAAAGGCCGUCUAGCCAUGUUUAAGUAUAAAAUUAAAUUGAAAGGGUCGAAUUCCUCCCAUGUUUACACUCCAUGCAAUCCUAUUGAUUUUUUUGAGAGGAUGGUAAGGGCAGAAUUUGGUUCCAAGUGUAUUAUUAAAAAGAAAUGUAUUAAUAUGUUAUAAUAAAGAGACACGCAGUCCAUGUGGAAUCUCAUCUAUUUAAAAAAAAUAGUCAGAAGUGGUUUCAAAUAGUACCUCUUAGCUGCCCUGCCAGUUUGGGGGAUUUGACAAUCACAGUUUCCUCUCUCUUAAAUAAAUAAAUAAAAAUUUAUUUUUCUCUCCAUUACUGUGUGAAAGACCCAUACAAAAAACAAAGGAAACUGAUUAUACAGGAGAAACAAACCAACUGAUUAGGUAUUUGACAGAACUUUUUUUUUUAAAUAAAGUAAACAAAUUGGGGGAUGGAGUAGAGGAAUAGAGGAAAUAUUUUCCUCAAAUCUUUCUCAGUUACAUUAAUCGUAGGUGUUGCUUGUAAUAAAUAUUUUCAGACUUUUUUUCCAUGCCCCUUUAAAACGUUGAUGCUGUGUUAUACUUUCUUGCCUAAGCGCUGAGAAUCUUUUGUGAUAGUGCCGUGUACUUACAGGAUAUGAAUGAAAUUCUGACUAUCGGUCUGGGGUGUUUUACUAUUCAUUGACGGCCAUAUGCCGUCUUCAAUCCUUGCAUACAACCACUGAGGUCAGUGUGAUUUCUGCUGCAUCUAGAAGAUAGUACCAGUAUAUGGCCCUUCAAUAAAGAAUCUUUCUGCACAUUUGCACCUGUUUUUAUAUUUCACAGUGAAAACAAUAUUGGGAGCCUUUCAUAUCGAUACUUUAGUAUGUUGGUUAUAAAAGGUAGGCCAGAGUCACCACCACAUCACUCCAGUUUUACGCCAGCAUAACUCCAUUGAAAUCAGUCCAGUUGCUCUACUGUAAAAAUGGAGUAACACAGUAGUGGAUCACACCCAAUAUCUUCUGUGACCAGCUUGGAAAAGACUUUUGUGUGAAUUUUCAUCUCAUGUUAGUACUGUUUUGUUACUGCAAUUACUAUGUACUGAGAAAUGUACUUAAUCUUUGAGGCUCUCUCUAAAGCAUCUUAAUUAUUGUUCAGUGAGAAGUGUUGUGCCUAAUAAAAUACUGCAUGCAUUUUA